ACAUUGCUGAUUGUUGUAGUCAGAAGCAUCUGUGUGCUCUUUUAGGGUUUUCGCUCGAAUCGCACCUGCUCACAGAUCCUAGGGUUUUUCGUGCCCUAAUUUUCGCUCCAGAAAAUGGCCGGAAACAACCGAAUCUUAGACGACGAAGAUGAACUCGAUAUUGAGGAGGACGAGAGAGAACCCGUCGACGGUGAUGGAGUCAACGACGAAGAAGAUGAGGAAGACGAAGAAGGGCAAGAUGAAUACGAAAAUGAUGGGUUCAUUGUUGAUGAUGUCGAUGGAGAAGAACAAGAUGAUGGAGAAGAGGAGAUGGCAGACAGCGAUGUGGAGAGGCAAAAGAAGAAGAAAAGGAAGAAAAGAGAUUCAGAGAAGCAUUACGAACUUGAUGAGGAUGAUUACGAUCUUCUCCAGGAUAAUAAUAUCACCGGCUUCCAUCGCCCGAAACUUGUGAAAGGAGAGCAAAAGUUCAAGCGGUUGAAGAAAGCUCAAAGAGAUACUAAAGGUGAGCACUCUGGGUUUUCUGAGGAGGAGGAGCUUGAUGGUAGUUGGAAGAGUGGUCGAACGGCUGAGGAGAAGCUUGAACGGAGCUUAUUUGGCGGGAAGGGACCUUCUCUCGAGGAUAUUGCUGAGGAAGAACAACCUGAAGAAGAAGAGGAUGGCGACAUUGGUGAAGAGGAUGAUGAAAUGGCUGAUUUCAUCAUGGAUGAAGACGACAUCGUUGAUGUUGAUGGGUUUCCUAUGAGGCGGAAGAAGGUGAACAAGAAGAAGUCUAGGCAGGCACCAGGUGUUUCGUCGUCUGCACUACAGGAAGCUCAUGACAUAUUCGGUGAUGUUGAUGAAGUUCUGAGGCUCCGCAAACUAGGUUUAGCUAAGAUGGGCAAGCAUGAUGAUUCUGGUGAUAGGAGAGAAAAGAGGCUUGAAGAUGAAUUUGAACCAAUUGUCCUUUCUGAGAAGUAUAUGACACAGAAGGAUGACCUGAUUAGGGGGAUAGAUAUACCAGAACGAAUGCAGAUAUCCGAGGAAGCCACUGGUGCACCACCAACAGAUGAAAUGAGUAUAGAUGAGGAGAGUAACUGGGUUUAUAAUCAGCUCAUGAUUGGCGCGGUUCCUCUUUUUAGCAUGAGUGGUACAGGAGCAGUUCAAGGGGAGCGUGAACUGUUGAUAAAUAAGGAUGACAUUAUGCGUUUUAUGGAGCUUAUGCAUGUUCAGAAGUUGGAUGUUCCGUUUAUCGCCAUGUACCGGAAGGAAGUGUGCCUUAGCCAGUUUAAGGACCUGGAUUAGCAUGAAGCUGAGAUUGAUAAUAAUGACAAAGCUGACAAAAAAAGUACAAUAAGGUGGCAUAAGGUACUUUGGGCCGUUCAGGACUUGGACAGAAAGUGGCUGCUUCUCUAGAAGCGAAAGAGUGCUCUCCAGUCAUACUACAGCAAGCGGUUUGAAGAAGAGUCUCGCAGAAUAUAUGAUGAGACGCGCCUCAC
Rhododendron vialii is the source of this 1475-nucleotide messenger RNA. RefSeq names its product transcription elongation factor SPT6 homolog. Gene Ontology annotation, cellular component: transcription elongation factor complex. Gene Ontology annotation, molecular function: histone binding; nucleosome binding. The record is from RefSeq and is a predicted model, not a curated record. Gene Ontology annotation, biological process: nucleosome organization; transcription elongation by RNA polymerase II; positive regulation of transcription elongation by RNA polymerase II. The transcript has 10 exons. Lineage: Eukaryota; Viridiplantae; Streptophyta; Magnoliopsida; Ericales; Ericaceae. The coding region runs from base 115 to 1281 and encodes 388 amino acids.